Macroventuria anomochaeta is the source of this 1011-nucleotide messenger RNA. RefSeq lists its product as uncharacterized. The record is from RefSeq and is a predicted model, not a curated record. The coding region runs from base 1 to 1011 and encodes 336 amino acids. Lineage: Eukaryota; Fungi; Ascomycota; Dothideomycetes; Pleosporales; Didymellaceae. The transcript has 5 exons.
AUGUUUCUCAUUGAGAUCAUUGCUUUCACCUUCAAUGCCGACCUCAAAAAGAUUGCUCACGAACUUAGUCGAACCGUACGUCCGUUGAGCGCUCACGAGCGCGUUACUAUACUCUCGGAUGAAGAGAUUAGUGAAUUUGUAAGGGCAACUGGAAAGGAACAUACCACCAAGGUGCUGGAACCAUCGUUCAAGAUCAUCAUUGAGCCGCUAACAAAGCUGGGCUCCAAUGAGCAUUGUAUGGCAUACAUCAUGGAUCUUAUCUGCACAUACGACGAAUCGAUAGACACUGGUGUGUCCCUACUCGACGCAAAUACAUUCUGCUCGGACGCUACGUUCCCGAACCCAUGGUAUCGCACUCUCUUUCGCCGCAAGACCGAACACUCUACGGAAAAUGCUUGGAGGACGCUAGGCGCACACGCAAAGCUCAUACAGCAGUUUCCGUUUGACGCGAAUAUUCGAUGGAUUCCUCAACGCGAACUAGCGGCAGUGAAUGGGCCGCUUAACGAGUUGCACCUUUCUUAUAUGGAGACGGGAGUGGAGACUAGAAGGUGGAAAUGGAAUGGUGCUGAGCCCUUGCGGAAAGAGUUUCUUGAGUUGUGUUUGAAGCUGCAGGAGGAUGAAAGCACUUGUAGGAAGAUAACCAAGUUGAGCUCACCAUUAGUCAGGACGGGUGCCAAUGUCCCCGCUUUUGAUCCAUGGAACGAAAGUCAGGGGUUUGCACUUUCCGCUCCGCUCCAACCUAAAGGAGCCAACCGAAAUUCAUUAUUUCCGCCCAUGACGCCAUCAAGUAACCUUUUGCGGGGUUUUGGGAGUCGUCAUGCAGGCGACGCAGAGUUCGCCUACGUCCUCGCAGCUGAGUACCGCGAUCGCGUACUUACGCUUUCCUUUCGCGAGAUGCUUCUCUCUGGAUAUGGUCUCGAUAACGCAUCACAACACAAUAAGUCCAACGUUAUGUUACAGUACGAGCAGGUGGAGUAUGGACCUGGCACAUCCCCUGCUUCUAAACGAUAG